AUGUCAAAAUUUGGGAGAAGGACUUGGGACAGAGAAGAAUAUGCACAGCUUGCGUCAGAAACAUCCAAUAACAGUUCAGCUAUAACUGCCUCAUUAUCACCAACUCAGGUAGAUGAUUUAAAGCAAAAAUAUACAAACUAUGAUUUUUUACUAAAGAAUUCAAUAGCAGAUUUAAAUAAAAAAAUAUUAACAACUGGGUUAUCCUCAUUUAAAAAAGGAAAACAAUUUGGGUUCUAUUGUGAAUUAUGUGACUUAACUUUUAAAGACAAUUUACAGUAUAUCGAUCAUCUAAAUCAUAAAACCCACAAUAUUAAAUUUGAACUUCUUUUCGAAGAACCUUUAGUUCUUGAUCUUAGAGAUAAUGAGGAUAUUGAAAGAAAUGAAUUUGAAAUUGCAUAUAAUUAUCUUAUAAAGAGCUUUGUCAAAAGGAAUAAGAAAAGUGCACAUAGUUCAGUUAAAAAAAAGUUAACAAAAAAUCCAAUAAAAAGAUCGUAA
Messenger RNA from Tetrapisispora phaffii CBS 4417, 495 nucleotides. It is a transcript of the gene SNU23, whose product is annotated as U4/U6-U5 snRNP complex subunit SNU23. The record is from RefSeq and is a predicted model, not a curated record. NCBI's taxonomy places the organism in Eukaryota, Fungi, Ascomycota, Saccharomycetes, Saccharomycetales, Saccharomycetaceae. Gene Ontology annotation, biological process: mRNA splicing, via spliceosome. Gene Ontology annotation, cellular component: spliceosomal complex; U4/U6 x U5 tri-snRNP complex. The coding region runs from base 1 to 495 and encodes 164 amino acids. The transcript has a single exon.